Molecule: messenger RNA, 609 nt
Organism: Trichoderma citrinoviride
Lineage: Eukaryota; Fungi; Ascomycota; Sordariomycetes; Hypocreales; Hypocreaceae
Product: ESCRT-II complex, vps25 subunit
Exons: 3
Coding region: 1-609 (202 amino acids)
Biological process (GO): protein transport to vacuole involved in ubiquitin-dependent protein catabolic process via the multivesicular body sorting pathway
Cellular component (GO): ESCRT II complex
Molecular function (GO): structural molecule activity; protein homodimerization activity
Source: RefSeq, a predicted model, not a curated record
AUGGCUACGACAGCAACACCCCCACCUCUCCAACCCUCAUCAAACCCCCCUCCUCCAGCAACGUCCUCAUCGCCAUCCUCAUUCGUCUUCCCCCGCGAAUACUCCUUCCCCCCGUUCUUCACCCGCCAGCCCAACCUCGCCAUCCACCACGCCCAGCUCACCAAGUGGUCCGCCCUCGUCCUGGCCUACGCGCGCCACCGCCGCCUCUUCCGGCUCGUCGUCUCCUCCGCCGCCGAGACGGAGCUGUUUCACAAUCGCGCCAUCAACAGGAGGCUCAGCGUCGCGGACAUACGGGAGGUGCUUGACUUUAUGCGCAAGGACGGGAGGGCGGAGUUUAUACGAGGUGCGGCGGCGGCGGGGGAUGUGGUGCUGCUGUACUGGAGGAAGCCGGAGGAGUGGGCGGCGCUGGUGGAGGCGUAUGUGGAUGAGACGGCGCAAAAGGGGAGUGUGUUAACGGUGUAUGAACUCACAGAGGGGGAAAACACCAGAGGAACAGAAUUCCACGGCAUGGAUAAUCAAGUCCUCAUGAAAGCCCUCAACAUCCUCGUCAAACAAGGCAAAGCUCAAAUUUUUGGCUCCGAAGACUCCCUCGGUGUCAAGUUCUUCUAA